This is a messenger RNA of Effrenium voratum, 372 nucleotides long. Lineage: Eukaryota; Dinophyceae; Suessiales; Symbiodiniaceae. The record is from the annotation of a GenBank genome assembly.
AUGGACCUGUGCUCAAAGCUUAGGGAGCUUGAGGACUUCUUCUACGGCUGCCGGAAUGAGUGCGAUCAGAAGUGUGUGAUUGACAAUCACGAGGUGGAAAUCUUGCAGGGCCCAUCUUUGGGCACCCCCAGCUUCGACUUCUGCCCCUCCGGCCGCGCUGACCUCACAGACCUUUGCACUCCGCGGGUCAGUGGAGGCGAGAUGGGGCUCUUCAAAUUUCUUCAACGGAUGUGUCAACACAUGAAAUGGGGCAUUCUGGAUUUUCAGCAAGGCUUGUGGGCUCUUGCGAGACCUCGUGCAAGCAGUGCUUCGGCGAACAAGUGCAUGCCACCUUUCGACAGGCUACAUCUAUGGUGGCUCACAAAGCUCUGA